Messenger RNA from Akanthomyces muscarius, 1137 nucleotides. RefSeq lists its product as uncharacterized. The transcript has 4 exons. Lineage: Eukaryota; Fungi; Ascomycota; Sordariomycetes; Hypocreales; Cordycipitaceae. The record is from RefSeq and is a predicted model, not a curated record. The coding region runs from base 1 to 1137 and encodes 378 amino acids.
AUGGCUCGCACUGAUCAGGAUUUCGUUGAUGGGCUAGCCCUUGACCUGUUCUCGCCAAAGAACCAUACCCUGGUUGUCACCAACAACACGUCGCCGCUGCCUGGCAAUUUUGUCACGGGCAGCACGGGCGAGGGCUUCGUGAAUCUUUCAAAAUACAGCUGGGUUAUCAAGUUCAAUGAAUCAGCAAAUGACCUCAUUGCUAAGAUUGAGCUGCCAUAUGACCCCGAGGCACUGGUGCAGCAAGGUAUACAAUUGGCAAACACCUAUGUUGGCACUCUGGCGGCGGACCAAAAAUCUUGGAUUGUGUCAGAAACACAGAGAAACGUGCACAUGAGUGAGAAUAAAACUCGAAUCGUCAAGAUGACUUCCCUCGACGGAGAGUACAUGCUGCUCGGACGCAAGUCCGAAGAUACUGCGAAUAUUUUUGUGCAGUAUGGCCAGGGCGCAACUAGGACGGUGAAUGUCACUGGGGGCGCGGACGAUACUCAAGAAGUGGAAUUCAUCGACGGGCUGCGACUACGGUUUCGAUCGGCGAAACCGUUUGCCCUCAAUGCCGACAUUCCUUUCGGCAUCGACGCCCAGGCAAUACCAAAAGCCCACAAAUCGCUGAAUUCAUUUUCUUGGAAGAUAAAUUCGACAUCGCCGGCCAGCAAUAUCUCGGUGGGCAUCAGCUUUCCAAUCAAUCAACAGAUGUUACAAGAGCGAAUCUCAGACCAAGAAGCAGGACCCAUGCAUCUGCUAGUCGCCAGAAGAGACGUCAACGCUACCGCUACAACCUGCUUUCAGCCAUUGGAAAACCAGCACUUUGACAAAUCGCAGCACAAAAUCAAGGCUGAGGCUUUAAAUCGCAUAGAUGGACAGUAUGUGAUUUUGAUUUCUUCGAAGAAAGACCGUGAUUUGAAGUGCGGCAUGGGUGAGGUCGAGGGGGGUGAUAAAGGCGCUGCCAGCGACGGGCGAAAGGCGACUGCGAGUCGCGAAGUCUAUACCACAAAACCAUCGCCAGCAGACGCCACACCCAUGACAAGCUCGGCCGGGGUACCAAUAAUCCCAAAGACAUCUAAAGCGGCCUCAAUGUCCAGAUAUGCUAGCGGAGGGCUCAUGACUGUGCAGCUUCUGAUUUUGGGCCUGCUUCUGUAA